Magallana angulata is the source of this 3651-nucleotide messenger RNA. RefSeq lists its product as uncharacterized. The transcript is spliced from 20 exons. Bases 85 to 3456 code for a protein of 1123 amino acids. Gene Ontology annotation, molecular function: transmembrane transporter activity. Gene Ontology annotation, biological process: transmembrane transport. Gene Ontology annotation, cellular component: membrane. Lineage: Eukaryota; Metazoa; Mollusca; Bivalvia; Ostreida; Ostreidae. The record is from RefSeq and is a predicted model, not a curated record.
CUGGCAUGACGUUACAAAAAGACAAUAUGGAAAGUUACUUUCUCACUGUCUGAAGUUGACAUAGUCAACAUUUGGAAGUGAACCAUGAUGAUUUUACAAUGGCGUUUACCUAUGGUGAUGUGGUCAUUCUUCCUGAUAUAUGGAAUGUGUUUUAUUUUCGUAUUUUCUACAAAAACCGAGUUCCGAAUAGCAUGGAUGGCUCCGAAAAAAGAAUAUUAUAACCUUAGUGCAUACUCUAGUGUUGGGGCAUUAAAAAUCGCCCUUUCUGCUAUACGUACGAAUCCCACAAACCGAAUCCAGUCUCUCCACAACUCUACCAUAAAAGUCCGAUGGUACGAUACAGACUGCAACGCAAAGAGUGCAUUAGCCGCUGCCGUGGACGCUAAAUCCAAGUUUGAUCCGCACCUCUUUCUCGGUCCGCCAUGUUCAGUCGGGAUGAAAGGAGUUGCUCUCCUGGCCUCGCAAUGGAAAACCCCAGUGUUUGGGUGGGUGUCACAAGAAGAAGAAUUUCAAGACAAGAAAAUGUACUCAACUUUAGUGCGGUUUUUAGGACCAUUGAAUCGAUUUCCAAAUGUGAUGUUCCAUCUGCAGUCCCUCUUUAAAUGGUCACAGUUUUCUGUGGUUUAUGACAAGAGAGAUCCAUACAGGGCAGUGGCCGAGGCCUUAUAUGAGAAGAAAUCUAUCGAAAACAUGGAUUCAUCGAUGAAUUGGUAUAACAUUGUCAACUCUUUCAAGGUGUCCAACGACAUGAGCGAUAAACAAAUAGAGGAAAUCUUCCGUCAAAUUAAAAAGUACUCGCGAAUUGUUGUUAUGGCCCUACCUUGGUUGGAUAUGCGGAAAUAUAUGCUGGUAGCACAUAAACUUGGAAUGAGUGAUGGAGACUAUGCUUUUCUCUGUUUUCAUGGAGAUCUUUACACAUAUGAUAGGAUGGAGACAGAUGUGUUUUCCGAUUUGGUAUGGCGAAAAAAUGAUUCAUAUGAUAGUAUAGCAAAGGAUGCAUUCGAACCAGUUUUUCAUGUCAUGAUGAAACCCUUAGAGAAAACGCAUUGGAAUCUAUUCAAAAAAAUUGCAUCAGAUUUCACUUCCAGCACAGAUCCAAACUGGAAUUUACCAGAACCGCCAGAAGAAUACAUCCCCCCGGAUGCCUAUGCGCCGUACCUCUAUGAUGCUACACUGGUUUGGGCAAUUCUUGCAGAUAAGAUAUUGAAAGAAAAUAAAAAUCCCCAUGACGGAGAGUACAUGUUCUUGAAAGCUACAACACUCACAGACGAAGUGGAGGUUAAUGGAUUGACAGGAAAAGUGAAUUUAGAUAACCAUGGAGACAGAAAUCUAAACUUUCAAGUCCUGGACAUGACUGAAAAUGGCACAUUUGAGAGCAUACUGACUAUCAAAUAUCAAAAUAAAAUGAUGCAAGUCGAAUUUGUUAACAAUAAAACUGAGGAAAAUCUCAGUCGCUGGCCGAACGGUAAAGUGGGCAUCAAAUACGCUCCUCCUGACGAACCAAUAUAUGGCUUCGAUGGAAAGAAGUGCCCAGAACAAGACGAACAGCCAGACAGGACAUUUAUCUACGUCUUCUCUGCUGGUGGAGUUGUGUUUGUCGUCGUUGUGGCUACCAUUCUAUAUUGCAUCCUAAAGAUGACCUACGAUGACGUGUAUCGGAUGAUAGGAUCAUGUGGUCGCUACCAGAAGUUAAUCUACGUGCUACAAACUCUCCCUGUAAUGUUUGCAGCAGUGCAGACGUACUUGUCCGUCUUUAUUCUGUAUGUCCCAGACCACAGGUGUUCCAGUUUAAAUUCUAUAAAUACCACACACGCGCCCCAGGAUAUCCAUUUUCUGUCCUCGAGAUGUAAAGUGUAUUACAACAUAAAAAGCGAGUUUUUAUAUGAAGUUUACAACUCGCCGGAAAGCUCAAACUGGGAUAAUUUAACCAUGCCGUCGUCUGAAUGUAGAAGCUGGGAAUAUGAUACAGCAUUGUUUGAAAACACAUUUGUAACGCAGAAAAACCUGGUAUGCAAAAAGAAACUGUAUCGCACACAUGCCAUUGUAGCAUAUAUGGCUGGAUUUACGCUCGGGUCGCUAGGAAUGGGAAUAUUUUCAGACAAAUUUGGUCGAAAAGUUGUUCUGAUGGCAAGCAUUGCACUGUAUAUUGGAUCAAGCAUUCCCCUGUCUUUUGUCAACGAAUUCAGUGAAUUCACAGUGUCACGUAUUUUCUCAGGUGUGUCGGUUGGAGGCUUGUUAAAUACCUGCUAUGUUAUGGACUUAGAGUUGGUCGAACCCAGAAUGAGGAUGUUGGCAGGAAUGGUGUACAAGUUGUUUUGGGGAACUGGAGCGUUGUUGUUGACAGGAAUGGCUUAUCUUAUUCGAGACUGGAGAAAUCUUAAUCUAUCCCUGGCUUUACCAACCAUUUUAUUUCUUUUUUACAAAAUUUUGGUACCAGAAUCUACUCGAUGGCUAUUCAUCAAAGGUAGAAGAAAACGAGCAGAAAACAUUCUCAGGAUGAUCGCACGAAGAAACAACAGAUCAUUUAAAGAACCAAUUCUGCCUGAUGAAGAUGAAGAGGCACAAAGAGAUAAACAAAGAGUAUCGUUCAUUGCUUUUUGUUCUUAUCCUCGACUUGUAUGUAACACUUUUGUGAUUUUUUUCAAUUGGUUUGUGGUAUCUUUGGUGUUUUUUGGGCUCUCCUGGAACGUCAGUAACCUUGGCGAUGAUGUCUUCCUCAAUUUCUACCUGACAAGUAUCGCUCAGAUCGUGGGCUUCCUAUUGUGCAUUCCCCUUUUGAAUGGUGUCGGCAGGAAGCCAGUUUAUGUUGGUUCCCUUUUUAUGGGAGGAGUUGCUUUACUGCUUACUAUAUUUCCUGUAAAAUAUGGAUCUUCUGGUAAGAGCUUUUCUAAGACGAGAGUUUACAAAGAUGUUAUUGAAAAUAGUUCAAAGGAACGAAGAGUCAAUUUUAAACCGAAUAAAGUUAUUCAUAUAUUAUGUUUGAAUUGUAUAGCAUUUGAAUCGUUCUUGCAUAAUUCCUACUUUUGUUUAUCGGCAGAUAUUGAAUGGAUUACGUUCUCGCUAUCCUUCGUAGGCAUGACAGGCUCCUCCAUGGCUGUUGCUACACUUUUCCUGUAUUCUACAGAACUGUUCCCAACCGUCGUAAGAAACUCCGGUCUUGGAAUCGCAAACUUAUGUGCGUGCAUCGGCGGAAUUAUUGCUCCUUACAUCCCUGAUUUGAACAAAAUAGUCAGUGGUGAUAUAGGGAGAAUUCUCCCAAUGUCUAUCUUUGGAAUCUUUGCAAUCAUAGCGGGGCUUCUUUCUCUUUUACUACCGGAAACUAAUAAGCCGAGACUACCAGAGACUCUUGGUGACGCUGUAUUACAGAAUGAAGGUCACACGCACAGGGAUAUGGAGAUGGUUACAGUGAUUCAGCCACUGAAAGAAACACCAGAAAACAGCUUAACCCUACAGUAACUGAUUUCAAUAGAGGGCAAGAGGUUACGUGAAUACAUAUAAGGAACAGUUUAAAUUCAUAUUUUAGAUUGCAUCUAACUAUAUAAAACAAAACUUAUUUUGAAAGAGCUGGGCUAAUUUAAUAAGACUCCAUUAAUAAAAGCGUAAUCAGUAACAUAUGUGCACCACUUGUUCCUAUUGACAAUUAUCUAAGCU